Molecule: messenger RNA, 1571 nt
Organism: Chanos chanos (milkfish)
Lineage: Eukaryota; Metazoa; Chordata; Actinopteri; Gonorynchiformes; Chanidae
Gene: ltv1
Product: LTV1 ribosome biogenesis factor
Exons: 11
Coding region: 152-1564 (470 amino acids)
Biological process (GO): ribosomal small subunit export from nucleus; ribosomal small subunit biogenesis
Cellular component (GO): cytosol; nucleus; preribosome, small subunit precursor
Source: RefSeq, a predicted model, not a curated record
GCACAUUACUUUUGUUGGCAUCAAAAUAAUGACUGAUUGCGGUCUGUUCUUAAUGAUUCAGCAUAGCAUAAAAAGCGUCUGUCAGCUUUGAAAUACAAGUCAAUAAAUACAUUUAUAAAAGAAUAACCGAAUCUGCGGUUUAGACGGCACAAUGCCUCACAGAAAGAAAAAGUCGUUCAUCGACAAGAAGAAUGCGGUGUCUUUUCACCUGGUACACAGAAGUCAGAAAGAUCCGCUCGCGGCGGACGAGAAAGCUCCUCAACAUGUCCUUUUACCUGCGUCCAAGUCUGAUGCUGAUGAACGCCGAGAAGAACAGAGGAAGUAUGGCGUGUUUUUCGACGACGACUAUGACUACCUGCAGCAUCUGAGAGAGGCGUCCCAUUCCACCGAACUGCUCCCGGCAGCGCUCCCGUCCCGGGACGGUCCCGGGUUCAGCCUGGUCGACGAAGACGCGGAGGAGGAAGAAGAGCCACAGAAUGUACCGACGGCCUCCAUCAAGCUGCCCUCGUCUGUGUUUGCCUCCGAGUUCGAGGAGAAGGUUGGUCUACUAAACAAAGCAGCUCCCAUAUCAGGACCAAGGCUGGACAUGGACCCGGAUAUCGUGGCUGCUAUGGAUGAGGACUUUGACUUUGACGACCCAGAGAACAUUCUGGAUGACGACUUCGUCGUAAAGGCCAACGACGUCGCGGGGGAGGAUGAUGAUGAUGAUGAUGAUGAUGAGUGGGAGGACACGGACGAAGGAGAGAGCUGUGAGGAGGAAGAGGAGGAGCGGGAUUACGACUCCGCGGGCGGUCUGUCCGAGGACGGGGACGGCAGGCGGGAGUUCAUGUUCAUGGACGAGGAGACGAAGACUCGAUUCACCGAAUAUUCGCUCACGUCGUCCGUCAUGCGGCGGAACGAGCAGCUCACGCUGCUGGACGACCGCUUCGAGAAAUUCUUUGAGCAGUUUGAUGACGAUGAGAUUGGUGCUCUGGACAACGCAGAGUUGGAAGGUUACAUCGAACCCGACAGUGCUCGACUGGACGAGGUCAUCAAAGACUACUUCAAACAGAAGGAGAAAGAGUACCAAAAGCCGGACCAGCUGGGCCCGAAGGAGCCGCCCAUUUUGGAGGAGGAGGACGAGGAGGAGAAGGACGAGACAGAAAUCAUUACAGUAGAGGAGCCACCAACAGAGAAAUGGGACUGCGAGACUAUCAUUAGCACAUACUCCAAUUUAUACAACCGACCAAAAGUUAUCGAGGAGCCGCCCAAGCCCAAGCCGAUUCGCGUCUCGGGCAAAACGGGUAUUCCCCUGGACGUGCUACCCAAACGGGGGUUGACGGCACGACAGGUGGAGAAGAUGGAGCGCAUAAACGACCUUGACCUCCCCCGUGCCUCCACACAGCCGCGCUCUAAGGAUGAGAGCAAGGACGACAGAAAAGCCCGGAAACAGGCCAUCAAAAUGGAACGGAAGGAGAGGAGAGUGGAGAAGAAAGCCAACAAGACGGCCUUCAAACAGGAGAAAGCCAUGCAAGAGAAACAAAUGGUUCAUCUCAAAGCUAAUAUUCAGGGCCUGAAGCUCUAGCCCCCCC